GCCCGAGACGCCUCCACAACGUGCCAAGUGUAAAGUUCCCCAGCCGCAAAUCGCAAUGAAGGUCCGAACGGUCUACGCCGCCGCUGCCGCGACACUGUUGGCCCUGGAAUGCUCUGCCGCUGAGGAUCGUAUCUUGUAUGGCUUGAAGCCAGAAAUCCGUGCUCAAGUUGCCUCUGCGUCGUCGCUGACAUGCGACAGCGGAACGAAAACAAUUCCCAUUCGCAGCGUCAACGACGAGUACUGUGAUUGCAUCGACGGUUCGGACGAGCCAGGCACAGCUGCAUGCUCGCACACGGCGGUCCAGUUUCACUGCGUCAACUCGGGGUUCUUUUCGAUGGACUUGCCGACAUCUCGCGUCAACGAUGGCCUCUGCGAUUGCUGUGACGGAAGCGACGAGUACAAAGCGACUACGUCGUGCCCGAAUACAUGCGCCACUCUGCGCGCCGAGCACGACAAGAAGGAGGAAGCGGCAGAGGCGGUUCGUGCAGCCGGUCGCAAUGCACGUGCCGAGGUUGUGGCGGCAUCCAAGCUCAAGAGAGAGGAGCAUUUCCGCCGACGCACGGAUUUGGAAGUCGAAAAGGCAUUGUUGACCAAGACGGUCGAGGCAGCGCGGGCCACCAAGAUUGCCGAGGAGGUGUUGGAAGUGCAAGCGCAAAAGGAAGCGGCCCAAGCAACUCGUAAGAAAGUCGCGUCGCAUCUGGGGCUCCUGGACAUGACGUCCGGCCAACUUGUCGAGUUGGUGCUGGACUUGACCAACAAAAUUUACUCGAAAACCGACAUCUUGGAUGUGAUCCGCGGCAUUCAAACAAACGAUCAGUCUGUCAUCGAGCAGCAGGAACAGGCGUACUUGCUCACGGAAGAAGCCCAUCGCAAAGAAGUCGCGCGCAUCAUGGCGCUGAACGCAGAGCUGGACAAGGCGAAAGAAGCCGCCAAGGCGGCCGCCAAGGAAGCAGCGGCUGCCGAUGGCGACGCCGACAGCGUGUCCGUUGUCGAGAUUGACGAGUCCAAGUAUGAACCGGCGCCGCUCCCAACCAAGCCCGAUCGACCGAUUAUGACGCUCUUUGCCGAACUCACAGCGGACCAAGCGUCGAACUUCCGGCCAGAGGCCGUCGCUGCUCGACAAGCGCUGUCUGCUGCCGAAUCCAAGGAGAACCAAGUCGACUCGGAGCUGUCGACUCUCGACGCGACCCUCCAAGGCGUGUACGGCCCAGAUGACGUGCUCUACAGCCUCCGCGACACCUGCGUCGAAGCCACGUCUGGCCAGUACAAGUACAAAAUGUGUUAUUUUGGCCAAGCGACGCAGGACCACAUUUCCCUCGGGUCCAUGCAACCCGUGGAAACGCCGCUGACGACGCUCAAAUUCGCGGGCGGCACCAAGUGCUGGAAUGGACCCGAGCGGUCCUUCCAGGUGUCCCUCGUGUGUGGCGAAACUACGGCGCUCGGAUCCAUCGAAGAGCCCAGCACGUGCGUGUACACGGCGGUCCUCACGACGCCCAUCGUGUGUGGCCAGGACCAGUCUCCAGCAGCGCACGAUGAAUUGUAGUGACGACAGAAGCAGGUCAUGCACUGUGAUGACGUCGUUAGAAUUUGAACUCGUACGAGCUUUUCCAGUUGCCA
This is a messenger RNA of Aphanomyces invadans, 1617 nucleotides long. RefSeq lists its product as hypothetical. Bases 56 to 1543 code for a protein of 495 amino acids. Gene Ontology annotation, cellular component: glucosidase II complex. The record is from RefSeq and is a predicted model, not a curated record. The transcript is spliced from 6 exons. NCBI's taxonomy places the organism in Eukaryota, Oomycota, Saprolegniomycetes, Saprolegniales, Verrucalvaceae. Gene Ontology annotation, biological process: N-glycan processing.